UCUCUCUCUCUCUCUCUCUCUCUGUUUCUCUCUCUCUCUCUCUCUCUCUCUCUCUCUCUCUCUUACUGUCUUGCUCGCUCUCUCUCUGUUUCUCUCACACAGAGCUCAGCAUCUCCAGUCUCACGAAGCGUAAAUCCACCGGUCUGAUGCUCCACAGAGGCACCCUCCAGUCCAUCUGAGCUGUUUGUGGAAAGGAUUUGAGUCACAGUUCCUGUGAGAGCCUGCUUGAAGAAAUGGCAUCCGCAUUAGAGCAGCAGUGAUCUGGACCAGAGCCGCAGCAGGGAUGAAUGCAUCAGAUCAGUCCUCCUACCAAGAGGAGGUGAUGCUGGGUAACUCCACCUGGGCUUAUUACUCCUAUCACCAAAACUACACCCUGUCCCCUCCACUGCUACCAGACAAGACCAGCACUUCCAAACCUGCAGCAUGCGAGCAGGUCCACAUCGCUAUAGAGGUCUUUCUGAUCCUGGGUAUCAUCUCCCUGCUGGAGAACAUCCUGGUCAUCACAGCCAUAGUAAAGAACAAGAACCUGCACUCACCCAUGUACUUCUUCGUUUGCAGUCUGGCAGUAGCCGACAUGCUGGUGAGCGUGUCCAACGCCUGGGAGACCAUCAUUAUUUACCUCCUCAACAACAGGCAGCUGGUUGUGGAGGACCACUUCAUCAGGCAGAUGGACAACGUGUUUGACUCCAUGAUCUGCAUCUCUGUGGUUGCGUCCAUGUGUAGCCUGCUGGCCAUCGCUGUGGACAGGUACGUCACUAUCUUCUAUGCGCUGAGGUAUCACAACAUCAUGACAGUGAAGAGAGCCGGCUUCAUCAUCGCGGGAAUCUGGACCUUCUGCACGGGCUGCGGGAUCGUCUUCAUCAUCUACUCAGACACCACCCCCGUCAUCAUCUGCCUGGUCUCAAUGUUCUUUGCUAUGCUGCUCAUCAUGGCCUCCCUCUACAGCCACAUGUUCAUGCUGGCGCGCUCGCACGUCAAGCGCAUCGCCGCCCUGCCUGGCUACAACUCCAUCCACCAGCGGGCCAGCAUGAAGGGGGCCAUCACGCUGACCAUCCUGCUGGGGAUCUUCAUCGUCUGCUGGGCGCCCUUCUUCCUCCACCUGAUCCUGAUGAUCUCCUGUCCGCGGAACCUCUACUGCGUGUGCUUCAUGUCCCACUUCAACAUGUACCUUAUCCUCAUCAUGUGCAACUCUGUGAUUGACCCGCUCAUCUAUGCCUUCAGGAGUCAGGAGAUGAGGAAGACUUUUAAGGAGAUCAUCUGCUGUUACAGCCUGAGAAACGCCUGCACCAACAUCUGCACCCUGACAGAAACAGCAGCAAAAACACUGAACGUGAUACGACAUCGGGCCGAGGAGAAGCCCACAUGAUUGCAUGCUCAGUCCCAUGUUUAAUGUGCAGUGUCACGAUAUUAACAGCUGCGGGGGACAUCUUUCAUGUUAGUUAAUGGUUAAGUGACGGCAUGCAAAAAUAUAAAUGUGAGCUUCAGUUGAAAUGACUGAUGUUAGUGUUGGCCAUGUUGAAUAAUAAGAAUUCUUUUAUUUAUGUGUCUGAAUAAAAGCAAAAGGUAAAAUGGUGA
This is a messenger RNA of Dicentrarchus labrax (European seabass), 1575 nucleotides long. RefSeq names its product melanocortin 5a receptor (gene mc5ra). Gene Ontology annotation, cellular component: membrane. The coding region runs from base 284 to 1366 and encodes 360 amino acids. Gene Ontology annotation, molecular function: melanocortin receptor activity. The record is from RefSeq and is a predicted model, not a curated record. NCBI's taxonomy places the organism in Eukaryota, Metazoa, Chordata, Actinopteri, Moronidae. The transcript is spliced from 6 exons. Gene Ontology annotation, biological process: G protein-coupled receptor signaling pathway.